Messenger RNA from Athene cunicularia (burrowing owl), 979 nucleotides. It is a transcript of the gene RNF113A, whose product is annotated as ring finger protein 113A. The coding region runs from base 103 to 924 and encodes 273 amino acids. The transcript is spliced from 11 exons. Gene Ontology annotation, biological process: snoRNA splicing. NCBI's taxonomy places the organism in Eukaryota, Metazoa, Chordata, Aves, Strigiformes, Strigidae. The record is from RefSeq and is a predicted model, not a curated record. Gene Ontology annotation, molecular function: metal ion binding. Gene Ontology annotation, cellular component: U2-type spliceosomal complex.
GCAGCAGAAAGAAGCCGCAGCAGGGACCAGGAGCUGGAGAGCAGCGGUGAGGAGGGCAGCACGGUGGUGCGGAAGGAGCGGCGGCGGGAGACCCCCAACCCCAUGAUCCAGAAGACCAGGAGAUGCGCGAAGGAGAGACCCGCAUACGCGCUGAGCAGCAGUGACGAUGAGGAUCCAUCAAAGGACAUCAGAGUCACUUACAAAUCAACAAGGUCGGCGAAACCUGUUGGCCCAGAAGACAUGGGAGCCACAGCAGUGUAUGAACUGGACACGGAGAAGGAGAAAGAUGCCCAGGCCAUCUUUGAGCGCAGCCAGAAAAUCCAGGAGGAACUGAGAGGAAAGGAAGAUGAUAAAAUUUACCGUGGUAUUAACAACUACCAGAAGUAUGUGAAGCCCAAGGACACAUCGAUGGGAAAUGCUUCUUCAGGAAUGGUCAGAAAAGGACCCAUCCGCGCUCCGGAGCACUUGCGGGCCACCGUGCGAUGGGACUACCAGCCCGACAUCUGCAAGGACUACAAAGAAACUGGGUUCUGUGGCUUUGGAGACAGCUGCAAAUUCCUCCAUGACCGCUCGGACUACAAACACGGCUGGCAGAUCGAACGGGAACUGGAUGAAGGCCGGUACGGAGUCAAUGAUGAGGAGAACUAUGAGGUGAGCAGCGACGAGGAGGAUAUGCCUUUCAAAUGCUUCAUCUGCAGAAGUUCCUUCAAGAACCCCGUGGUCACCAAGUGUAGGCACUACUUCUGUGAGAGUUGUGCCCUCCAACACUACCGCAAAUCCCAGCGCUGCUACGUCUGUGACAAGCAAACCAAUGGAGUCUUCAACCCAGCGAAAGAGCUCAUGGCAAAAUUGGAAAAACACAAAGGGGAAGAAGAGGAGGAGGAAGAGCAGCAGCAUUCAGACCACGGAGGGGAUCCACAAUAGCAGAGCACCCUGUUUUUUGUAUCUAGCUGAAUAAAGCUUUCAUGGAGGGGAAAAA